AUAACAUCCGGUUUCGGGAUUGCAUUAUUGCGAGAAAGUCGGCAACUGUUUUACGAGACGAAGGCGACGUUGUGUCGUCCGCCGAUAGGAAAGGAAAUUGGCACCAUACACGAAGAUUCUGCCCUUUGUUAUUGUUGAGGGAUCACCUAAAAGGAAGACGAUGCCUGUUCCGUUAGAUAAAAUGAAAGAAGUUUUACCAGAUGGUAACAAAACGCAAGCAUCUCUGCAUCCGAGUCGUAUCGAGAAAAUGGUGUUUGUCCAGUACGUGACCCCCCCUGAGAGUAUGGACGAUCGCGCGGAGUACGACGCGUGGAUGGAGCGAGUGGCGUAUCUGUGCGACGACCUGCACUGGCUUCUCCAGCAGCCACACGACAAGUUCUGGUGCCAGGCAGUGUUUGAUGACAGCCUUCACAAAGCUUUGGACUCAUUUCUGCGCUAUUGUCCCAGAUCACGAGACAUGCUGAUGAAUCUUCCGGAAGCAGCAAAGCAGCGUCAGGCAGAGCUCUGUCGACUUGUGUUCAUGGUUUAUCUACGCAUGUCGACGCACAAGGAGUCAAAGGAUCAUUUCAUCACUCCGGAGGUGUUUGGAGAAAUCCUGUAUGAGAACUUCCUGUUCGACAUCCCAAAAGUCCUUGACCUCUGCUCCCUGUACGGGAAGACAAACGGCUCGCUCCUCAACAAAAUGGUGGGGAACAUCUUCAUGCAACAGCCCAAGUACCUUAACGACCUGAGGGACACGGUGCCCACCAUUCUGCAGGUGUUCACCAACAUAGCAGCACGGUGCGGCGUGCAACUCGAGUCGUCCCUGAUGGCGCCCCAGAAGCUGGAGGACUCGGUGGCCUCGGGGAACAACCUGUCCUCUAUGUCCUCGUCCGACCUUGAGGACAUCGUCCACUACCUGAGCGACACGGCCGACACGCUACACCGAUUCCUCGACGUGCACCCACCCGCCUGUCAGAUCUUCCAGCAGUUCCUGUUCUGUCCCGUGAUCGCCAAUUUCUACGAAGCCGUGACGCCAGAGCUGACCUUGGCCAUCAAACAGCACGACUUCCCCUCGGCCAGGUCUCCCAGGGGCGAUACAAACACAGGCGGUCGCACCAGUCCAGAUGGGGCGCCGGACUCCUCGACGACGCAUGCCGGUGCUGUGGCUAGAGGGAAAGCGAGACCAGCGACCGUGAGCUCGUUGACAGCCGAGCCAUGGGCGGGGGCAAGACCCAAGGAUCUCAGGGACGGAGCGAGCCUACCGGAGGAGUUUGAGUCUGAGGGUUAUGGUGAAGGUGCCGUGUCAAGCCCGCGGCCCAAUGAGGUGGAGGUGGAGUCUCUGGUGUCCAGCGUCAAAGAUCUUUUCCCUCAUCUAGGAGAGGGCUUUAUAGAGCUUGCUCUAGAAGAACUGGACUGGAGACUGGAGCGUGUUGUGUCCAGCGUGUUGGAGGAAAAACUGCCGUCGUCGCUACUGGACAUCAGUCCCGAUCUGCCCAGACAAGAGCGAGAGGUGAAUCAAGGAGACGGGCAGACGGAUUCGGCAGACAUCUUGGAUUCACGCAAGAAUGUUUUUGACAACGACGAAUUUGAUGUGUUCAGGAACAAGAAAGUAGAUAUGUCCAAAAUUCACAUCGGAAAAAAACAAGACGUGGUGGACAUAGAGGACAAGAGCACCAUCCUUGCGGUGAAAGCGACCUACGACGCGUACGGCAGCAUGGACCAGGAGAGCAUGUACGACCGACAGCCCAUGUACGACGACGAGUACGACGACACGUACGACUCCCACGCUGUCGGGGCCGACGAUGCUGACUCUGCAGACGAGCUCAACUCCAACAGGGUCUUGCCUCGGGUUUUACAAGACUUGGAACGUCAAAAGACGAAGGGUGAAGGUCGGAGCAAGGCCAGGGAUGAUGAUGGAGAUGAUGAGGAGGAGGGGAGUCAGGGAGCCAGGGAUGAGUUUGUGGCCGACCCGGCCAAACUGCGAGAGCAGGCGGAGCAAAGGAGGCAGUCGCAGGCGGCUCGCGGUCGACGAGGGAGGGGAGGAGGAGGGGGA
Aplysia californica (California sea hare) is the source of this 2035-nucleotide messenger RNA. RefSeq names its product activating signal cointegrator 1 complex subunit 2. NCBI's taxonomy places the organism in Eukaryota, Metazoa, Mollusca, Gastropoda, Aplysiida, Aplysiidae. Gene Ontology annotation, molecular function: ubiquitin binding. Gene Ontology annotation, biological process: regulation of DNA-templated transcription. The record is from RefSeq and is a predicted model, not a curated record.